AGAUGCUAACUGCAUUUCGUUGUCAUGGUACUUAGUACUCUGUGCAACGAUAAUAAAGUUGAAUUGAAUCUAAUAUUACAGCGCCACGUUUCCCAGUCGACAGGUGGAACAGGAGGAACAGGUGGAACCCGCAAGUUCAAGUGUACCGAAUGUUCCAAGGCCUUCAAGUACAAGCACCACCUGAAGGAGCACCUGCGCAUUCACAGCGGUGAGAAACCUUAUGAAUGCUCCAACUGCAAGAAGCGAUUCUCCCACUCAGGCUCCUACAGCUCCCACAUCAGCAGUAAGAAGUGUGUAGGUGCAGCACCCCCCAAUGGCGUCGCUCGGACCUCGAUCAAAUCCCCCCCACCCACCACCCAGACAACACCCAUCGUAAUUGCUCCAGCGCGCAACAUUCUUAAAGAGAAGACUGAAAGCAAACCCCUCCAGGAGCAGCUGCCCAUCACCCAGAUCAAAUCUGAACCUGUGGAGUACGAGUGCAAGCCUGUGACGGCGGCAAUGGCAACUUCAGCCGCUGCCAAUGGGGGGACGGAGCAGCCUCCUCCAGUUACUACCCUGCCCCCGGGGGUGGCUAUGGUCGUACCCACAGUGGGCCUCAUGUCGCCCAUCAGCAUCAAUCUGAACGACUUGCAGAAUGUGCUCAAAGUGGCGAUGGACGGGAACGUGCUCAGGCAGGUGCUGGGGACAGCUAACGGGCUGGUGACGCAGGGGAAGCAUGGAAUUGUACUCCAGCAGCCCCAGCAUCAGAUCAUCAGUCUGCCGGCCUUCGUGGAUCAUGACGGCACCACGAAGAUCAUCAUCAACUACAGCAUCAGCCCUGCAGCCGCCACCACAGCCACUACCCAGCCUGCAUCGCUUUUUGCCAAAACCAAUCCUGCUCUCCUUCCCACUAUCAUCACUGCUGCAGCCCCCACCCCCACCAGGACAGAUAGGCCUUCAACCCCAGAGGUGACCGACCUCUCCAUUGUUAAAAGAGAGCCAGAAUCAGUGGCCAUCACAGACAUGGAGACAGAGGCAGUCAAACAGACAGAAAUUACAUCAACGAUCCGAUCAAAUCAAAGGCCAAAAGUCAGCAGCAUCAGUACAUGUUUACUCUGCGAUGACUGUCCCGACAACCUGGAGGCGUUACACCUCCUUCAGCACCGUAAAGCAGCCAAUGGGGAGGCUGUUGACUCGGCUGCUUUGGACCCCUCGUUCGCUGCUCUGCUGAGCGAGGCGGGGGUCACGCUUGAGGAGCCGCCUGUGGACGAUCUCCUCUCACUCCUCAAGACGUACUUCGCCUCCGAUGCCAACCCCAGCGACAAGGAGCUGACAAAGAUCUCAGAGUCUGUCCGUAUUCCCGUUGAUGUGGUCAAAAAGUGGUUUGUAAAGAUGAACUUUGGGAAAAAUGCGUGCAAAUAUGGAAAUAAAACCACAGCAGUUUCAACAAAGACUCAAACCAUGAAUUCGAUCUCAGAGGAUCAGAAUGGAGAGGCAGAGAACGACAGCUCCAAAGAAACAUCCAACCAAGCCUCAUCACAAUCUGGCAACUCUUCUCCAUCAGACUCUUCACCACUAAGCCUCAACACCGGGGACCUCGUCAUCGUUAAGAGCGAGCCAGAAGACCCAGAUGUCCCGGACUCCCAGGCCGAGCCGCUCGACCUCUCCCUCCCUAAACAUAUCGCCGCAGCAUUAGAAACGAGCGGGACUCCUGUCAAGCUGCAGGAACAUCCUCUGAACCUGACCUGCCUGAGGAAGGAGCAGCUAGAGGGGCGGACCAUCUACAUCACCACACCUCAGAGCGGAGGAUCUGUCAACGUCAUCACUGCCGCACAGCUGCCCACAUUAGUAGCCAUCGCCAGUCAGGGCACGAUGGGCUGUCUCAGCGCCAUCAACACCACCACAAAACGCACCAUCCUCAUCCCACAACUCACCUACACCUACGCCACUACGGCCGGCAACGCCACUGGAGCCAAGACUGUCGUGCUCAACGGCCAUAAGCUGGAAAAGAAAGUGGACAGCGGGUCGGACGGCGUCUCCACAGUGGAGGAGCAGAAUGACUCCGAUUCACUGAUGAAGAAGCGACGGCUGGAAAACAGCUUCUUUCUCAGCAAAAGACCAGCAGAUUGUAUUCUGUUGUCGGGGUAUGAGAGGAGUGCAGUUGGCUUUGAGACGCUGCAGCAGCACCUGGUGUGUCUGAACUGGAAACCUGAUCACCAGCAGUUUUUAACAGUGCUCUGCCCUCAGCCACGCCCCUUUACUGAACCAGGAAGUAACCUCACCCAAUGA
Messenger RNA from Notothenia coriiceps (black rockcod), 2268 nucleotides. RefSeq names its product zinc finger E-box-binding homeobox 1-like. Gene Ontology annotation, biological process: regulation of transcription by RNA polymerase II; anatomical structure development. The transcript has 7 exons. Lineage: Eukaryota; Metazoa; Chordata; Actinopteri; Perciformes; Nototheniidae. Gene Ontology annotation, molecular function: DNA-binding transcription factor activity, RNA polymerase II-specific; RNA polymerase II cis-regulatory region sequence-specific DNA binding. The record is from RefSeq and is a predicted model, not a curated record. The coding region runs from base 25 to 2268 and encodes 747 amino acids.